Molecule: messenger RNA, 8018 nt
Organism: Scatophagus argus
Lineage: Eukaryota; Metazoa; Chordata; Actinopteri; Scatophagidae
Gene: tenm2a
Product: teneurin transmembrane protein 2a
Exons: 25
Coding region: 100-6225 (2041 amino acids)
Biological process (GO): neuron development; signal transduction; heterophilic cell-cell adhesion
Cellular component (GO): membrane; neuron projection
Molecular function (GO): calcium ion binding; protein heterodimerization activity; protein homodimerization activity
Source: RefSeq, a predicted model, not a curated record
CUCCACUGUGAGCUGCCGAGGGCCCAGUGCCCAGACCAGUGCCAUGGCCACGGGGCGUUCAUACCAGACACCGGGCUGUGCAGCUGUGACCCCAACUGGAUGGGACCUGACUGCUCCAUGGAGGUGUGCUCAGUUGACUGUGGGACCCAUGGAGUGUGUAUGGGCGGAGCUUGCCGCUGUGAGGAAGGCUGGACAGGUGCAGGCUGUGAUCAGCGUGUGUGCAAUCCGCUCUGCAUCAAACACGGAACCUGCAAGGACGGGAAGUGCCAGUGUCAUCAGGGCUGGAACGGAGAGCACUGCACUAUCGACGGCUGUCCUAACUUAUGUAAUGGGAAUGGCCAGUGCACCAUGGGACAGCAAAGUUGGCAUUGUGAAUGCCAGACAGGCUGGAGGGGCCCUGGCUGCAGUGUUGCAAUGGAGACCUCCUGCGCUGACAAUAAGGACAACGAAGGAGAUGGACUAACAGACUGCAUGGACCCAGACUGCUGCAUCCAGAGUCCCUGUCAGAACAGUCCACUGUGUCGGGGCUCCAGGGACCCUCUCCAGGUCAUCCAGCAAACCCCAGUGUCCCAGUCCCGUGUCCGUUCCUUCUACGACCGUGUCAAGAUGCUUGUGGGGCGGGACAGCACCCAUAUCCUGCCCGGAGAAAACCCGUUCAACUCCAGUUUGGCAUCUCUGAUCCGGGGUCAGGUGUUGACUACAGAUGGAACCCCUCUGGUGGGGGUGAACGUGUCUUUUGUCAACUAUCCCCACUAUGGAUACACGCUGACACGGCAGGAUGGAAUGUUUGACCUGAUAGCUAACGGUGGUGCGUCACUGACUCUGCGAUUCGAGCGCGCCCCGUUCCUGAGCCAGGAGCGCACCGUGUGGCUGCCCUGGAGCCAGUUUUAUGCUAUGGACACUCUGGUGCUUAAGACAGAAGAGAACACGAUCCCGGGCUGUGACCUGAGCGGCUUCGUCAGGCCUGACCCUCUUGUGAUUGCAUCCCCUCUCUCCUCCUUCUUCAGCUCCAAGCCAGGGGAGAAACCCAUCAUACCGGAGACACAGGUGCUGCAUGAGCAGAUCGAGGUGCCUGGCACAAGUCUAAAGCUGUGCUACCUAAGCUCCAGGACUCAGGGUUACCGCUCGCUGCUCAAGGUGACCAUGACUCCAGCUGUGGUGUCCAUGGGCCUGCUGAAGGUUCACCUGAUGGUAGCAGUGGAGGGCCACCUCUUCCAGAAGUGGUUCCAUGCCUCACCCAAUUUAGCCUACACCUACAUCUGGGAUAAGACCGAUGCAUAUGGGCAAAGGGUCUACGGACUUUCUGAAGCUGUUGUAUCUGUGGGCUAUGAGUAUGAGUCCUGUGCCAGUCUCAUCCUCUGGGAGAAGAGGACAGCAAUUCUGCAAGGCUACGAACUGGAUCCCACAAGUCUGGGUGGCUGGUCACUCGACAAGCAUCAUAUACUAAACACACGCAGUGGCAUCCUUCACAAGGGAAGUGGUGAGAACAUCUUUGUGACAGAGCAGCCCCCAGUUAUCACCAGUAUUAUGGGAAACGGCCGGAGACGCAGUAUCUCUUGCCCCAGCUGUAAUGGCCUAGCAGAUGGCAACAAACUGCUGGCACCGGUUGCCUUAGCAAUGGGAAUCGAUGGCAGCCUCUAUGUCGGGGAUCUCAACUUUGUACGCAGGGUUUACCCAUCUAUGAACACAACUGGCAUCCUGGAACUAAGGAACAAAGAUUUCAGACAUAGCAAUAACCCAACCCAUAAGUACUUCCUGGCAGUGGAUCCAGUAACUGGGGCUUUGUUCAUCUCCGACACCAACUCCCGCAGAAUUUACCGUGUUCGUUCAUUAACGGGAGGACGCCUGCUGUCGGACAAUGCAGAGGUGGUUGCUGGGACAGGGGAGCAGUGCCUGCCCUUUGAUGAACGCUGCGGUGAUGGCGGCAAAGCCACUGAAGCUACGCUUAUGAGCCCCAAAGGUAUCGCAGUAGAUAAAAAUGGGCUGAUGUACUUUGUGGAUGCCACCAUGAUUCGUAAGGUGGACCAGAACGGCAUCAUCUCCACGCUGCUGGGUGCCAAUGAUCUGACUGCAGUACGGCCACUGAGCUGUGACUCCAGCAUGGACGUCAGCCAGGUGCGUCUUGAAUGGCCCACAGACUUAGCAGUGAACCCCAUGGACAACUCCCUUUACGUCCUGGAAAACAAUGUCAUCCUACGCAUCACUGAGAACCACCAGGUGAGCAUCAUAGCAGGUCGGCCCAUGCAUUGUCAAGUACCGGGUAUUGACUACAGCCUUAGUAAGCUGGCUAUACAUGCGGCCCUUGAGAGCGCUACAGCCAUUGCCCUGUCCCACACUGGCAUCCUCUACAUCGCUGAGACAGAUGAGAAAAAGAUCAACAGAGUCAGACAGGUGAGCACUAAUGGAGAAAUCUCUCUCCUGGCUGGUACUCCCUCCGACUGUGACUGCAAGAAUGACGUCAACUGCAACUGCUUCUAUGGUGAUGAUGGUUACGCCCCCGAUGCCGGAUUGAAUUCCCCCACUUCCUUGGCUGUGUCCCCUGAUGGGACACUCUUCAUCGCAGACCUCAACAACAUACGCAUCAGAGCAGUGCGAGCCAACCGGCCUGGCCCUGCUGUCUCAAGUGUGGGUUAUGGGGCUUCUGCACAGUAUGAAGUUGCAUCACCAAGGGAGCAGGAGUUGUACAUUUUCAGUGGGGAGGGACUUCAUAUCCAGACAAUAAGUCUGGUGACUGGGGAACCACUUUACAACUUCACGUAUGGUCCUGACGGAGAGCUGGCCAUGCUGGUGGACAACUGCAAUAACACAGUGAAGGUGAGAAGGGACAGCCUGGGCCAAGGAGGAGGAGCUGGCCUGCUCAGGCUGGUGCUACUGCCUGAGAAUCAAGUGGUGACCCUGGGACUGGACCCAACAGGGGGGCUGCGCAGUGUGUCAUCCCUGGGCCAGGAGGUGGCUCUGAUGAGCUACAGUGGCAACACAGGCCUCCUGGCUACCAAAGCUGAUGAGACUGGAUGGACCACAUUUUACCAGUACGACAGCGAGGGUCGCCUGACCAACGUAACAUAUCCUACUGGCAUGGUGACGAGCCUCCACCGUGAGAUUGAACGCUCCAUCAACAUUGACAUCGAGAGCUCCAGCAGAGAUGAUGAUGUCACUGUCAUCACCAAUCUGUCCUCUGUGGAAGCCUCGUACACUGUGGUGCAAGACCAGGUGAGGAACAGCUACCAGCUGUGCAACAACGGGACCCUGAGAGUGAUGUACGCUAAUGGUAUGGGCAUCAGCUUUCACACCGAGCCUCACAUCCUGGCAGGCUCUGUCAGCCCCACAAUUGGUCGCAGGAACAUCACCUUGCCCACUGACAACGGCCUCAACUCCAUUGAAUGGCGUCUGCGCAAAGAGCAAACCAAGGGAAAGAUCACAGUGUUUGGGCGGAAGCUAAGAGCUCACGGCCGAAAUCUUCUCUCCAUUGACUUUGACCGCAACACACGCACAGAGAAGAUUUACGAUGAUCACAGAAAGUUCACACUUCGCAUCAUGUAUGACGCUCAGGGACGGCCAGCUAUGUGGCUGCCCAGCAGCAGCCUGGCGGUGGUCAAUGUGUCGUAUUCUACCACGGGACAGCUCGUUGGUCUGCAGAGGGGGAGCAUGAGUGAGAGGACCGAAUUUGAUCCUCAGGGACGUAUCCUGUCACGUUCUUUUGUAGACGGAAAGGUGUGGAGCUACAGCUAUCUUGACAAAUCCAUGGUGCUCCUUCUGCAGAGCCAGAGGCAGUAUGUCUUUGAAUUUGAUGCGUCAGGUCGGGUCACAGCUGUCACCAUGCCCAGUGUGGCCCGCCACACCAUGUUCACACAUGUGUCUGUUGGCUACAUCCGCAACACCUACAACCCCCCAGAGAGCAACGCCUCCAUCAUCCACGACUUCAGUGAGGAUGGCAGACCUCAGGCCACACAUUACCUGGGCACCGGCCGCCGUGUUCUCUACAAGUAUGGCAAACUGGCAAAGCUGUCAGAGAUUGUGUACGACAGCACGGCUGUCACUUUUGGCUAUGACGAGACAGCUGGUGUGCUUAAGAUGGUCAACCUGCAGAGCGGGGGCUUCUCUUGCACCAUCCGCUAUCGCAAAAUGGGCCCACUUAUUGACAAGCAGAUCUAUCGCUUCAGCGAAGAAGGAAUGGUCAAUGCUAGGUUUGACUACACAUACCAUGACAACAGCUUCCGCAUCGCCAGCAUGAAACCGGUCAUCAGUGAGACACCGCUGCCUGUUGACCUCUACCGAUAUGAUGAGAUCUCUGGAAAGGUGGAGCACUUUGGAAAGUUUGGGGUCAUUUACUAUGACAUAAAUCAGAUCAUCACCACAGCCGUCAUGACGCUGAGCAAGCAUUUCGACACCCAUGGUCGCAUCAAGGAGGUCCAGUAUGAGAUCUUCCGGUCACUUAUGUACUGGAUGACAGUACAGUAUGACAGCAUGGGAAGGGUGGUGAAAAGAGAGCUCAAAAUUGGGCCAUACGCCAACACCACUCAGUACCGCUACGAUUAUGAUGGAGACGGACAGCUCAGUGGCGUCAAGGUGAAUGACUGGUCUACCUGGCGCUAUAGCUAUGACCUGAAUGGUAACCUCCAUCUGCUGAAUCCUGGCAACAGUGCCCGUAUCUUGCCACUGAGAUAUGACCUCAGAGACCGCAUCACACGCCUGGGAGAUGUCCAGUACCGCCUUGAUGAGGAUGGCUUUCUCAGCCAGCGUGGUUCAGAUGUUUUUGACUAUAACUCCAAAGGUCAGCUACUUAGGGCUUACAAUCGAGGUCCCGGCGGCUGGAGCGUUGUGUACCACUAUGACGGGCUGGGCCGCAGGGUGUCCACAAGGAACAGCCUGGGACAGCACCUUCAGUUCUUCUAUGCAGAUCUCAACCACCCAACCAGGGUCACACACAUUUUCAACCACUCCAGCUCAGAAAUCUCAUCGUUGUACUAUGACCUGCAGGGACAUUUAUUCGCCAUGGAGGUUAGCAGUGGAGAGGAAUAUUACAUUGCCUCUGACAACACUGGCACACCGCUAGCUGUUUUCAGCAGCAAUGGACAGAUGAUCAAACAGGUGCAGUACACAGCGUAUGGAGAAGUGUACCUGGACUCCAACCCAGAGUUCCAGCUGGUGGUCGGCUUCCAUGGUGGUCUCUAUGACCCCUUGACUAAGCUGGUCCAUUUCACCCAGCGGGACUAUGAUGUUUUGGCAGGACGCUGGACCUCGCCUGACUACAGCAUCUGGCCCAAGAUAGGGAAGGAUCCCUCUCCAUUUAAUUUGUACAUGUUCAAGAACAACAACCCCCUCAGUGACAUGCUGGACACCAAGAAUUAUGUCACAGAUGUGAAGAGCUGGCUGGUGAUGUUUGGCUUCCAGCUUAGUAACAUAAUCCCAGGGUUCCCUCGACACUCGCUCUACUUUGUGGAGCCACCGUAUGAGCUGCAGGCCACCCAGCACUGUGAAAAUGGACAGCUCAUCACUGGUGUGCAGCAGGCAGCAGAGCGUCACAACCAGGCCUUCAUGGCCCUGGAGGGUCGGCUCCUCAACAAGGAACGCAGAAGACGCAAGGACAAGCCCGGCCACUGGUUUGGCACCAGCACCCCCAUAAUAGGCAGAGGAGCAAUGCUUGCUCUCAAGGAAGGCCGAGUGGUGGCUGGUGUAUCAGCUUUGGCCAGUGAUGACAGCCGCAAAGUGGCCCUAGUUCUUAAUGGUGCCCAGUACCUCGAAGGCACCCAUUAUACCCAGGAUGGGAAGGAUUGCCACUAUUUUGUUAAAGUGGGCUCUGCUGACAGUGACCUGUUGGCCCUGGGUCUUACCAAUGGCCGUAAAUCACUGGAGAGCGGUAUCAAUGUGACGGUAAGUGGCCGCUCAAGAAGAGGAGUGACUGUGGAGUUUGCAGUUCCGUCGUUAAUACUGAGUGUUCGGUAUGGGCUUGCUGUAGAUGUGGUGGAUGAAGAGAAGGUAAGACUGUUGGAACUGGCCAGGCAGAGAGCAUUGGCUGGGGCAUGGGCCAAGGAACAACAGAGGGCCAGGGAUGGGAAGGGAGGUAGUCGCCUCUGGACGGAGGGCGAGAGGCAGCAGCUCCUAACGACAGGUAGAGUACAAGGCUAUGAUGGCUACUAUGUACUGCCUGUGGAACAGUAUCCAGAACUGGCUGACAGCAGCAACAACAUCCAGUUCCUCAGACAGAACGAGAUGGGCAAGAGGUAACAGCCCACGUUAACUUGCUUGAAAGGCACUUUCACUUGUCUAGGUCCUGCUCCUUUUUCCUACCCAAUAUCCUAAACCCUACUCCUCUCAAAACCUAUGGAGAAUUAACCAACAAGCGGGGUUAUUCGCAGAACGCUGCAGGGACUUUUGAAAAGAAUGACUUAUCAGAAAACAUAUUGUUAAUUUUACUGCCACAGGCAAAAAAUUUCAAGUUUGGUCAAAUUGUUCUUUUUUUGAGAAAAAAAACUUUGAACAACUGAAAAGCACUGAAGAACUUUGAGAAAUGUUGCUUAAUGAAUAAGAAGAUUCCCCUUUUUAAAAAAGAUAGUGAUAUUUUCGCCCAUAUUUUUUGGGUCACACUGAGAGCGGCCGUGACAGCUACUCAGCACUCGGUGGAGUUGUACUGUGCUGGCUUCUGCACAUGAAGGCUUUUCUGUCUCUAACAAACACUGAAGGCACAGGGACCAAAGUGGAGACAAACCCAAUCCAGAGGGCACCCAUUACAACUACACUUUAACGGAGGACAUCAUAAACAGCGACAAACAAUACAAUGUUAAAGGUCGUCCAAUACUAUGAGUUGUCUCCCCGUCUCAGGCCUCCCUUCGUCCCACCAUGGACCAGUCCUCUGCUGCUGAGGCUGCACACAUCCAACCAAGCAACACAAAAGCUGUCCUUGAACAAAUCCAAGCUGUUAAUGGACUAGAUAAUAAACUUUUUAAAAAACAAGGUAAAAAAAAAAGUGAUGGCUAUAUUUGUGGACAGUGGUAUCACACAGCAUUGUUUAUUUUGAAAUGGGGAGAAGAAUCAUACUACUACAUAUGUGUCAGACUACGCUAAAUUUCAGGAUGUUGCGUAUACUGUAGAUGCCGUAGUUUUGUACGUUUCAGUCGCGGUAGAAUUGUGAGACUUUCACCAAGGCACUUCUGUACAGAACGAUGAAACACAACACUCACAGUCCAGAAAACAUGCUAUGUUAUUAUUUAUUUUAUUCUUUUUUUAUUUAUUUAUUCUUAGUACUAUACGACAAUCAUGAAUGAGUCACCAGUUCUAUUCCAAAUGAACAUUAACGGAUGAGUUUAUUUUCUUUUGUAAAAUAUGUAAGAAAUGUUCAUUUUGUUUUUGUAUUAAUUUCAGUUUGCUGCCAGGGCAAAUAAUAGUCACUCUCAAAAAGAAUAAUUUAUGUAAUAAAGUGUUUUAAAAAAAUACAGUUUAUACUUUAAAUAAAGUCUUUAAAACUGUGAAUCUGUUUUUUCGAAAUAUAUUUCGAUGUACAGUGUAUAGACCUACCUUUAUGCAGCACAGUAGAAUAUUGUCCAAAAUAUCAAGUUUUAUAUUUCUAAGAGGAAGUGGCUUGUAAUGUGCUAAAUCUUUAGCUGGUCUUACUACUCUAGAGUUUUGUGGCACUCUAAUAUUCCAUAUCUACAAUACCAAUCCCCAGUUUGUUGUUUUUGACUGUUUUUUGUUUGGAAGCAGACAUAUUUCUGUCCUAGAUCGCAACAGCAGUAGCAGUAAUGGAUCCCUCUCACUGUGAAGAGACUCGUGCUGGAUGUCAUAAUGUACCAAAUCAGUAUUAUCAAAGGAUGAUUCUUAUACAUUCACUGAAACGAGACUCUUCUGAGAACCUUAUCAAUAAAACAUAAUUGUUUACUUCAACUGAGCAAUGUGUAGUUCACUUUCAUCUCGUUUUUUGCGAUUGCAGUUUUUUGAUGUUCUUUUUACAGUAGCAUCUUUCACCAGACUUGAAUGGCAUGCACUGCCAUGCAUUUCAACCCGAUUUUUUAGUGUUGUUGAUA